GAGAGGCGGCCCUCUCCCGGCUGCCGCAUCGUGACGCUGCGCUGGGCCGGCAGGGAAGCGGCGAAGGGGAAGGAAGCCCGGCUGGGGCCAGGAGGGCGGCCGCGCCAAGGAUCGAGGGGCCAUGGCAACAGUUCUGGAUGCCGAAUCCUUGGGUGGUGACGAAUGUCUGGAAGAGGAUGAGGAAGAGCUGGAAACCAGCUUGGAAGACCCAGAGAGUGAGCCGGUGGGGAAGUUCAUUCCAGGGGGGCGCAGCUGUUGCAUUCUGACCCGCCGUGGGAUCACUUUGCGAGUGCUGCUCAAGGACGGCCUGAUCGAGCCGGGAGAGGGGGUGCUCUCUAUUUACUACCUGGGGAAGAAAUUCCUGGGUGACCUGCUGACAGAUGGAAAGAUCGUUUGGCAAGAGACGGGCCAAGUUUUCAAUUCACCAAGUGCCUGGGCGACAUAUUGCAAGAAGCUGGUUAACCCAGCCAAGAAAUCUGGGUGCGGCUGGGCUUCGGUCAAGUACAAGGGUCAGAAGUUGGACCAAUACAAAGCCGUCUGGUUAAAGAAGUACCAGCCCAACGCCCCCCCUGCAGAGGAGGGCUUGGUGAGUGAAGGAGAGGAGGAAGAGCUUGCUGACGAUGAAGAAGAGGAAACCAAAGGGGUUAAAUCCUCCCUCUCAGAGUCCAUGCUGGCCAGGAAGCUGGAGGAAAAAAACCGAAAGCAUCAGAGCAAAAGUCUGGCAGAAUCGCUUGGCACGGAUAAUGGCAAGAGGCUGGACAGCAAGAAUUGUAUCCCUGUACGCUAUUGUAGUCUGGGGAGUCGAGAUUCAGCCAGGAAUCCCCAUACCCUGGUAGAAGUGACGUCCUUUACAGCCCUGAACAAAUUCCAGCCGUUCAACGUUGCCAUUUCCAGCAACGUUCUUCUCCUCUUGGAUUUCCACAGCCACUUAACCAAGAGCGAGGUGGUGGGCUACUUGGGUGGACGAUGGGAUAUCAAUAGCCAAUUGCUAACGGUGCUGAGGGCCUUCCCCUGCCGGUCCCGCCUGGGAGAUGCGGAGGCAGCAGCUGCGGUGGAGGAGGAGAUCUGCCAGAACCUCUUUAUGCGUGGGCUCUCCCUGGUGGGGUGGUAUCACAGUCACCCCUUCAGCCACGCUCUGCCGUCUCUCCAGGACAUAGAUACACAAAUGGAUUACCAACUCAAGCUACAAGGAACUAACAACAGUUUCCAACCCUGCCUGGCUCUCAUUUGUGGCCCUUACUACCCUGGCAACCAAGGCAUGGAGUCAAAGAUUUCACCCUUCUGGGUCAUGCCCCCUCCAGAGCAAAGACCGUACGAUUACGGUAUUCCCAUGGAGGUGGAAGUCACUUAUAUCCAAGAUGGCUUUCUAACCAAUGACAUUCUUCAUGAGAUGAUGCUGUUGGUGGAGUUUUACAAAGGAGCACCUGAUCUGGUGAAGUUUCAAGAGAUGUGGGGUCCAGAACAGACUUAUUUGGAUAAGCUAAAGGUAAGGCAGGCCUCCUUAGCUUCCCGCACGCCCAAGGACCAAGGUUUUGGACACGUUCUAGAUCAAGUCUACAGCCUCCUUAAGCAUAGCAGCUGAAGCCAAAGAAAAUGGACUCUAACGAAACUCGGUUUGCACAGCUGAGGUUCAGGCUAGGGCACCUGCCCGUGAACCAUAAACCUGUUGCAGGGGUGCGUGUAUUCUUGUUGGUCUUUUUUUAAAAAAUGAAGAUUUUCUUGACUCUUAAAGGCCACCCAAAAUACCUGGACAGCUGCGCACCGCCCCUGCCAGCGAUUUUUAAAAAAAAGAAAAACAGCUCUUUUGCCUUAACAUUAUGGUUUUAGGCACAUCCCGAUCACCACCCUAACAAGUGCAGCGAUAUUCCCAUUUUGCAGAGGGGUAACUGAGGCAGAGAGCUAAAAGGCUUGGCUGAUGCCACAGCAGGAGCUGCAACAGAGGCAGGACAUGACCCUGUUAAUCUUGCACAGAUUAAGUUGGUUGGCCACAAAGUGGAAAUCUCUCUUGACCACAGCCUAGCUUGGAGCUAUUAAGUGGAAGGCGGAUUUAUGAGAAGUCAACAGUGAUCCUAAUGCGUUGGGGUGGAGACGACGGAACAGAGCUAUGUAUGGCAUAAACUGGCAUCAGGAAGGCUAGCAACUUUCUGAAAUGUUAUUUCUAGAAGUAGAUUUUAAAAGGCUGAAAUAGUACAGGCGUAGUUAGUUAUGGCAAGGAGAAUAAUUCAAGGAAUCACAAAAAUGCUAGUGUGGGGAGAAGAGAGAAUGAAAUUGCAUUUGGAAAUCGUUUUAUCGUACCCCAGUCCUUCCUGCUUCAGCUACAGCGGUAAUUCUAGGCAAAAUAAAACCCAGAGGUUCAAAGAGAAUGCCUGCUGCAUCUCUGCAUGUGCAGUGAAUGAUGCACACACUUUGCAAUCAGCAUGGCCAGUCUCUGCAUAAGAUGUUGGUUCAGGGUUGGUUUCCAGCCAUACAGGGAGUCUGCCCAGAUCAGAAACUCGGGCAGAGAGACAGGGAGACUCCUUUGCAUAUAGUUAAGUCUUCCUCUUACACAACAAAACCGAACCUUUCCGGGCAUUAAGAGGGAAGAUGGUGUGCCUCACAAAUCUGGAAACCAGUUACUUGGAGGAUUCACAGAUAGGGUCUUCCCCAGGUCCCGAGGCAAGGUCUCCCUGCCCCGAUGUACAAUCACCACGGCCAAACACAGCCUCCUGCCAGUCAUUUUAAUUGGGGUCAUCUGAUACGCUUCUACUGGCUUUGGCAAUUCUGCACAGGUCAGGGAUGAUUGGUUU
This is a messenger RNA of Eublepharis macularius, 2786 nucleotides long. RefSeq names its product MPN domain containing (gene MPND). The transcript has 13 exons. Bases 122 to 1582 code for a protein of 486 amino acids. NCBI's taxonomy places the organism in Eukaryota, Metazoa, Chordata, Lepidosauria, Squamata, Eublepharidae. Gene Ontology annotation, biological process: double-strand break repair. Gene Ontology annotation, cellular component: BRISC complex; BRCA1-A complex. The record is from RefSeq and is a predicted model, not a curated record. Gene Ontology annotation, molecular function: metallopeptidase activity; polyubiquitin modification-dependent protein binding.